AUGGACAAAGAAUGUCUCAGAGAUAUUGUACGUUCCCAUAACAAUGAAAUGCUUGAAUUUGUUUUAGAUAGAAAUUUAUUUACAUGUCAAGAUUUCGAUGGAAAAGAAACUAUUUACGAAGAUAUAAUCAAAUACCAAAACUUGAAAGCUGUAUUUCUACUAUUCGAGAAAGAGAGAAACUUCAUAGUUCCUUGGUGUGCGGCGUUUCCUCAAACAAUAGAUAUUCUCAAAAACGAAAAACUUCCUGAUAAAAUUGAUUUCCGAAAGAGAAACAUUCUACAUUAUGCAUCCAUGUCACAAAAUUCUGAUAUCUUCAAAUUUUUAUUUAACUCAACAAAGAAUUUUGAUGUCAAUUAUCAAGAUGAAUAUAAUAUGACUGCUCUUCAUUACGCCGCAAUGUAUAAUAAUAUAGAAGCAGCAAGAAUUCUUAUUUCACACGGUGCGGAUUUCAAUACUAAAAUUACUCUAUUUUAUCUGAUCACAAUCAUUGUUAUAUCACAUUAUCUUUCAUUUCAUAUCAAUCAUUAUUAUCUGAAAUUUUCUUUCAUUUGA
Molecule: messenger RNA, 552 nt
Organism: Trichomonas vaginalis G3
Lineage: Eukaryota; Parabasalia; Trichomonadida; Trichomonadidae
Product: spectrin binding
Exons: 1
Coding region: 1-552 (183 amino acids)
Biological process (GO): Golgi to lysosome transport; retrograde transport, endosome to Golgi
Cellular component (GO): endosome membrane
Molecular function (GO): small GTPase binding
Source: RefSeq, a predicted model, not a curated record